UGUCCUAGCAAUUAUGUCCUCGCAUGCCUGAUUAAAGGGCCAGCCUGGAAGCGGCAUAUGGAAGAACUGCUAGAGAUUUUUUUCUAUCUUUUUCGUGAAGAAUCUUAUUGAGUUGACAAUCCAGCGGACGCAAGACGGAAGAAACCUGAUUAGUAUAAGAUUUUUAUGCAGUGGAUAUUCCUCAGCUAUUGAUCUCUGUGCGGAACCCCAUGGAGCAUACGCGGAGUCUACUGACUUUUUGAGGCAGAGAAACUAUUACUGUCGUUUUAGAGAGAGUUAAACUUGCCCGUUGCUUGUGCGUCACGAAUUACAACUCCAGCCUCUAUUGGACCCUACAGCUGGAGACCAGGACGAAUUUUGCUGAUCCAGUGGUUGAAACGCCGGCUGUUGACUGAUUUAAGGAGAAAAGGACAUCUUCAGGUAUAUUCCGACAUUGGAGUACUUGCUUCUGUCAAGAUAGUCUGACCAGAUUCACGCAAGGUGUAAAACCUAUCGCUUUUGCUGAUGUGGAACAAGAAUCUAAUGGGCCCCAUGUCGUCUUCCUUCCCUCUGAGACCAUUAGUAAGAUUUUCAUGCCGGGUCAUCUGUAUUGAUAUCGAUGAAUAGACUGAUAUAACCAAAACCCAGCGUGAAAAUAGCGAAAAACGCAACCACUUGCUUGAUACAGUACCAGUCAUCAUGGCCGCAAGCUACAGCAACGGUAAUGGUUCUAUCCUGUUGAACGACACGGGCAUUGAAGACGAGAGUGUAUCAGCACUCUUUGCAUUCCAUAACUGGUAUAAUUUCUAUCAUGGAUAUCUCGCUUGUGUUGUUUGCGUCUUUGGCGUUGUGGCAAAUAUCUUUAACAUCAUCGUUCUGACUCGCAAAAACAUGCAGUCCCCGACGAAUGUGCUGUUAACCGGACUGGCCGUUUCUGACGGACUGACGAUGGCAGCUUACUUCCCUUUUGCCUUGUACUUUUAUGUGAUGGAAGGGAAAAGAACCAUUCACUCUGCCAGAUUUCUUCUCUUCUAUGCUAUAUUCAGUGUACUUGUCCACUCCGUGUCAAUCUGGUUGACCGUGACCCUAGCAUUGUUCAGGUAUAUUUUUAUUCGUUACCCACGACGAGGGGUGAUUUUAUGCAGUAUUCAUCGUGCUAAACUAGCAAUUGUUAUUGUGUCAUUUGCUGUGAUCGUUGUUUGCCUUCCGACCUGUCUCAUGUACGAAGUCACACCCAUGACAGAGAACUCAGAUCAAUGGGUUAUUUCGAUCAAGAGAAACGGCACGCUGGACAACAUAAUAGAGAAAACAAACUUCUGGUCCCAAGCUGUUCUAAUCAAAUUAGUGCCGUGUUUUAUGCUAACCGUUCUAAGCAUAAUGCUCGUGAAAACGAUGAAGGACGCUGAAAAAAGGCGCAAAAAGCUGCUUCAGAAAAGUCACAAGACUGACGAUGACUCAACACGGGAAAGGAAGACCAACAGAACAACGAGGAUGCUCCUGGCAGUUGUCAUCUUGUUCCUCUUGACAGAGACCCCACAGGGUGUGCUUCACAUCCUCAGUGGUACCAUCGAGGGCUUCUUCGAUACGGUCUACUACCCUUUGGGAGAUUUACUGGACAUUUUGGCUCUCAUAAAUAAUGGAAUCAAUUUUAUCCUGUAUUGUACUAUGAGUAAGCAGUUUAGGGACACCUUUUUGGUAAUAUUCUUCAAAGCUACUCGCGUCGGUGGACACCAUCUUGUCUCCACGCACAUGAGCACCAGAGAGUCCGAUUUAUAGCCAAGUAUCCUUGCAGUGUUGUAGCUAGCCUAUCAGGUAUUAUGUGACUCAAACAUAUGUAAAGUGUAUAUAUACAAAUGCUGAUAUGGAAUGUAUCUCAACUGCGGAAUGUUUGGUAGUGAAGUAUAAACAGAGAACAUACAAAGAUAGGCUGUGAAAGAAAUGAUGCAGGUAAUUUAUUUAGAAUAGAACAUGCCCUACUGGCUGUUAUCUUGUAUUUCAGAAGAGAGCGCAGUUAGACGUUGUUAGUAUGGCUGGAUUUCGGACUGUGUUGGUUUCCAAUAACGUGUGGUUCCUGAAUAUUUACGGUGGUAAUAGGAAUAAACAUGAAAGUCUGGUGGCUAAUUACCAGAAAUUUUUAACGGUAGUUUGAUCUCCACACAUCGUUCAGCCAUACCCUAUAAUGGAUAUCUUUUUGUAUAGUAUUUAUAUCAUGUCAUUUAGUCGUCCUCAAAUAGAAAACGGAUGCUAAAGUGGAGACAGCUGCUCUCUCCGUUUGUUUUUUUAUAGCAGGAUUCGUUUUUCGACGUAAAUAGACAAAACUGGACAUUUUAAUCUCACUCCCACGGAUUUAGAUUUUAUAAGAGUGUGUAACCGCCUCCUCUUUACUAUUAUUCUGAGGAGCCUUCCUCCCCCCCACCCCACCUGCAUUACCAAUGAACAUAAAACCCAUUCCAGAAAUAUAAAUGAGGCCAUUUUAAUCCUGAUAAAUAUGGAAUGGUCGAAUGCAUGACGUCAUCACACCAAGCGAAUUAACAAUACAGAACUUGCAGUAGUGUGAACUUCAGUUCAAUACCUGAAGAAAAACAUGGAAUGAUUCUGUAGCAGAAGGUGGUUAAAAUGUACACACGUUCUAAUUGCAUAGACACAGGUCAGAAAGACACUUAACUAUAGAUCAACCUGAACCCUCAUUUUGUUUUUGUUUUUUCAAAACUUAUCCGCCAGAUUGAGAUGAACGCAGGGAAAUGCAAGGACAUGUCAUUCAUAUUUAAAUUAUGUACAAAUUGAUUUUGUAAUUUGAAUCUGUAAAACUUUGCGUGUGCACGAUGAUGUUAGCAGCAAACAUGAGAUAGAAACUCGUUAUUUUAUUCAACAUUGCUUAGUUUACAUCGGUUUGAUUCUACCCCCUCGUAUCCAAUUAACAAAUGUGUGUUAUCAGUAAGCGUGUUUGUAUCUUCCAGUGUGACUUAUUGAAAACAGUCUCCCGUGCCUGGCAUUGUUAAUCACAGCAUUCCUUGUGCUGUGUGCCUUGUGUUAACGACUUACACUUUUAGAGCAGAUUUAGAUGUUUCAUGUUUAACAAAUCUGCAAAAAGGGCUGUCAAAAAGGGCUGUGACAGAAGCUGGUGUAUUCAAAAAUAUCAAAUUAAUUCUUGUAGCGCAAAAACCCAUGGUCACCAUUUAAAGACAGAAAAAGUUAUUUUGAGCAGAAAAAAAAAUUCGAUUUUUCCCUCGCUGCUUUUAAGUAUAUUAUGGGUCGCAAAUGUAAUAAAUUUUCAUAUAAAUAAGCUAUAAUAUAUCCAUUUGUUAGUUGUUGUA
Liolophura sinensis is the source of this 3293-nucleotide messenger RNA. Its product is annotated as G-protein coupled receptor dmsr-1-like. Gene Ontology annotation, biological process: G protein-coupled receptor signaling pathway. The coding region runs from base 679 to 1755 and encodes 358 amino acids. Gene Ontology annotation, cellular component: plasma membrane. Lineage: Eukaryota; Metazoa; Mollusca; Polyplacophora; Chitonida; Chitonidae. The record is from RefSeq and is a predicted model, not a curated record. The transcript has 3 exons. Gene Ontology annotation, molecular function: G protein-coupled peptide receptor activity.